GUUAGAGUGAGGGCGCGUCACACACGCGCGCAGCGAGCGGUUCUUUGCGUAACACCGGAACUGUGAUGUGUGGACCGCUGCAGCCCUACAACGCCGCAACGCUAUUAUUGUUCAUAUGAUUUAUUUCACUUCACUCAAGUUUUCCUGCCAUGACGCGCUGGAUUCCCACUAAAAGAGAGAAAUAUGGAGUGGCUAUCUAUAACUAUGACGCCAGAGGAGAGCCAGAGCUGAGUCUUCAGGUGGGGGACACGGUACACAUACUUGAGACGUUUGAAGGGUGGUACCGAGGAUACACACUACGACAGAAAUCACAAAAGGGCAUUUUCCCUGCCAACUAUAUUCAUCUGAAAGAAGCGAAAGUUGAGGGAACAGGGAAACAAGAGACUGUUGUACCUACAGAUUUGCCCUUGGUCCAGGAGCUGGGCACCACGCUACGAGAAUGGACACAAAUAUGGCACAAGCUUUAUGUGAGCAACAAGACCACGCUGUUCCGGAACGUUCAGCAGAUGGCCUACAGCCUGAUCGAGUACCACUCACAGAUUGUGUCCGGCACGCUUCCCAACGACGACCUCGUGGAGCUCAGGAAGAAAGUCACAGCGAAAAUCGAUUAUGGGAACAGGAUUCUGGGGCUUGAUUUAGUGGUGCGCGAUGAAGCUGGAAACACAUUAGACCCUGAACGCACCAGCACGGUCAGUCUGUUCAGGGCUCACGAGUCAGCAUCACAGAGUAUUGAUGAGAGGAUACAGGAGGAGAAGAUGCGGCUUCAGAACCUGGAGAAGCGGCGUCAGACCCUCUUCAUCGGUGUGCACACAUACAGCCUUCUAAUAAAUUUCAGAAACUUUGUAUGCAACAUCGGCGAGGAUGCUGAACUCUUCAUGUCUUUGUACGAUCCGGACAAAUCUGAAUUUAUUAGUGAAAACUUCCUGGUACGGUGGGACAGCACAGGCAUGCCGAAAGAGAUCGAAAAACUCAACAACCUUCCUGCACUCUUCACGGAUCUGAGCAGCACUGACCUCAUCAGACAGCGUCUCUUCCUGGUGUGUCAGAUCAUCCGUGUGGGCUGCAUGGAGCUGAAGGAGGGAAAGAAACACACAGGAGGACUGAGGAGGCCGUUUGGAGUAGCAGUCAUGGAUAUCACAGAUAUUGCUCAUGGGAAAAUUGAUGAUGACGAUAAGCAGUAUUUCAUCCCGUUUCAACAGAUUGCCAUGGAAACAUACAUCCGUCAGAGGCAGCUAAUCAUGUCUCCUCUCAUGCCGUCUCGUGUCAUUGGCGAGAAUGAGCCACUCGUUGCCGUCUUCAACAAGGUCAUUGCAACGCGUGAGGUCAACCACAAAGGACAGGGUUUGUUUGUGACCCUAAAGCUGCUCCCUGGAGAUGUGUUUCAGGUUCAAAAACAUUAUCCUCAUUUUAUGGAUCGCACAACAGCUAUAGUCAGGAAAAUGGGCUUUCCUGAAAUUAUCCUGCCAGGUUAUGUAAGGAAUGAUAUAUAUGUUACGCUGCUACAAGGAGAAUUUGAUCGCGGCAAGAAGAAAACCCCCAAAAAUGUAGAAGUUAUAAUGAGCGUGUUGGAUGAAGAAGGAAAUCCCAUGGAGAAAGCCAUAUUUCCUGGAGUUGGUUAUGAAGGGAUCACUGAAUACAAGUCUGUCAUCUACUAUCAAGUCAAGCAGCCCUGCUGGAAUGAGACGGUUAAGGUGGCCAUUCCCAUUGAGGAUGUGUGUCGAUGUCAUCUGAGGCUCACCUUUAGACACAGAUCUUCUCAAGAUUCUAGAGAUAAGUCCGAGAAGCCUUUUGGUAUGGCUUUUGUUCGCCUGAUGAAGUCGGAUGGCACCACACUUCCAGAUGGAAGACAUGAACUCAUUGUCUACAAGGUGGAUGUGAAGAAAGCUGAUGAUGCCAAGACAUAUUUGACUCUUCCUGGCUCAUAUGCUGAAGUGGAAGAGAAAGAGAGACAGACGGGAAAAUCCUUUCAUCAUGCCGGCAUCAUUCCCAUCACCAAAGACAGCUUCCAGAUCGCCUCCCUCACCUGUUCGACAAAGCUUACACAAAAUGUUGACCUUCUGGGGCUUCUCAACUGGAGAUCAAACACUGAGAGACUUGAAGAAAUUCUUCAGAAACUGAUGGAAGUGGAAGGAGGAGAGAUAAUUAAAUUCCUGCAGGACACACUGGACGCUCUCUUUAAUAUCAUGAUGGAGACCUCCGAGGAAGAAACCUAUGAUACUCUGGUUUUCAAUGCCUUGGUUUUCAUCAUCUCACUCAUCGGCGACAUAAAGUUUCAGCAUUUCAACCCUGUUUUGGAGACCUACAUUAGCAAUCACUUCAGCGCUACUCUGGCGUACCAGAAGUUGACCAAAGUGUUGAAUUAUUUUGUGAGCCAUGCUGAGAACCCGGCUCACACGGAGCGACUGUAUGCGGCCUUGAAAGCCUUCAAGUAUCUUUUUUGUUUCAUUGUGCAGUCACGGAUCCUCUAUUUGAGGUUUUAUGGGAAAAGUGAAGAUGGAGGGCAGUUUCUCGACUCCAUUCGGACUUUAUUUCUUUCUAUCAGCAAUCUGAUGGACAGACCUCUGGAUGAAGGAGUUAAGAUAAAGGCAGCAAUCUUGAAAUAUCUUCCCACCAUCAUCAAUGACUUGCAGAAGGUCUUUGACGCUGUAGAGCUCAGUGUUCAGCUGGCGAAGUUCAUUGAAAGCAUUCCAGAAUUUCAGAUGGUGAGGCAGAAGCUGGGCUGUCUGGUGAAAAUUGUUGAGAGUAACCUGUUCAAACAGCCAGACUGCAGAGAUGUUUUGUUGCCUCUGAUCACAGAUCAGUUGAGUGGGCAGCUGGACGAUCACUCCAACAAACCCGAUCUGGAGGCUUGUGUCCAGCUGCUGAGCACCGUCCUGGACAUGCUGGACUGCAAAGACAUGGGUCCCACAUCCGGUCAUGUGAAGUUAAUCGUGGACCGUCUCUUGCGGAGGGUCAACCGUACGGUCAUCAACCUGAGUUUGGACUCUCCCUUCAUAGGCCAAUACCUGGCAUGCAUGACCGCUGUCCUGAAACAAAUGGAAGACGCACAUUAUGCACAAUACAUCAGCACCUUCAAAACCAGACAGGACAUUAUCGACUUUCUAAUGGAGACUUUCAUCAUGUUCAAAAACCUGAUGGGCAACGUGUUUCCGCCCGACUGGAUGAUCAUGAAUCUUCAUCAAAUGAAAGUCUUUCUGCGGGCGAUUGACCAGUACUCGGAUGUUCUCAACAAAUACUUCCUGGACUCCGCUCACUUCCACUUGCAGCUUUGGAACAACUAUUUUCACCUGAUCAUUGCCUUCAUUACCCACAAGUCCUUACAGCUGGAGACUUUCUCACUCGAGAAACGCAACAAGAUUCUCAACAAGUACGGAGACAUGCGGAAAAGCAUCGGCUUCAAGCUGAGAGAUAUGUGGAACAAUCUUGGCCAAGAUAAGAUGAAGUUCAUCCCUGCGAUGGUGGGACCGAUCCUGGAAGCUACAUUAGUGCCUGAGCCUGAGCUGAGGAAAGCCACCAUCCCCAUCUUCUUUGACAUGAUGCAGUGUGAACACCAUUUCAGCUCCGACCACACCUUUCAGAAGUUUGAGAAUGAAUUAAUCACAAAGCUGGAUCAGGAAGUUGAAGGAGGCCGCGGUGAUGAACAAUACAAGAUUUUGCUGGAGAAAACGCUGUUGGAGUACUGUCGGCGGCACCGGUACCUGUCUCAGUCCGGUGAGGCGUUGGCGUAUCUCUUAAGUAGUCUGCUGGAGAACCUGCUAGCUUACCGCACCAUCACCCAUGACGAGAGCCCUGAGCUCCGCAUGAGCUGCACCGUCAACGUCCUGAACUUUUACAAAGAAAAGAAAAGGGAAGAUAUAUAUAUCCGGUAUUUGUACAAGUUACGGGACCUACAUCUGGACCGUGAGAACUACACAGAGGCUGCUUACACUCUGCUGCUCCAUGCUGAACUGUUGGAGUGGUCCGACAAGCCAUGUGCGCCCCACCUGAUCCCAAGGGACGGAACUCAGGGGUGGACGCAACAAGAGCUAAAGGAAAGACUUUUUCAGGAGAUAAUGUGCAAUCUGGACAAGGGGAAAAUGUGGGAGAAGGCCAUCGAGAUGGCCAAACAACUUGUUAAACUUCAUGAAAACCAAAUGUUUGAUUUCAUAGAGCUCAGUCAACUGCUGAAACAGCAGGCGCAGUAUUAUGAGAACAUCAUGCAUGCAAUGAGACCCCAGCCGGAAUAUUUCGCAGUGGGAUACUACGGACAAGGUUUCCCAUCCUUCCUCAGGAACAAAAUGUUCAUUUACCGUGGUAAAGAGUAUGAGUGGCUGGAGGACUUUAGUUUGAAGCUGCUGUCUCAGUUUCCCAAUGCAGUGAAGAUGACCAGCACAUCGCCCCCUGGUGACAACAUCUGUAACUCACCCGGACAACAUAUUCAGUGUUUUACGGUGAAGCCAGUCUUAAACUUACCUUCACAGUUCAAGGACAAGGGACUUCCUGAACAAAUCCUCAAUUAUUACAGGACAAACGAGGUGGAGAAGUUCCAAUAUUCAAGGCCGUUCAGGAAAGGAGAAAAAGAUCCUGACAAUGAGUUUGCUACUAUGUGGAUCGAAAGGACCACCUACAUUACGGCGUACCGCUUCCCAGGAAUCCUUAAGUGGUUUGAAGUGAAAUCCAUGUCUGUGGAAGAGAUCAGCCCUUUGGACAAUGCCAUAGAAACCAUGGAGCUGGCCAAUGAGAAGCUGAGUAAUCUGGUGCAGCAGCAGGCAUGUGACCGUUCUCUUCCUGUGCACCCCCUCUCCAUGAUGCUCAAUGGAAUCGUGGACCCAGCUGUCAUGGGUGGCUUUUCCAACUAUGAGAAGGCGUUUUUUACAGAGGCCUACAUGAAGAAGAACCCUGACCACCUGGAACGCAUUGAAGUCUUAAAACACCUGAUCGCAUUGCAGAUCCCACUGCUUGAUGAAGGGAUCCGGAUCCAUGGAGAGAAAUCCACGGAGCAGCUCAAACCCCUUCACAACAGAAUUGUCACCUGCUUCCAGGACCUGCGUGCUAAAGUGGAGAGACUCUAUGGUGUCAUUACUCUACCCUGCUCUCUGACAGAGAAGAAGAAGAGUCGCGUGGGGUCGAUGGUGAUGCCGUACAUCAUGUCCUCCACGCUCAGAAGGAUGUCCACCAUCUCAAACGCCUCGGGCUCCUCUGAUGGAAACUCCUCCAGACCUGCUUUCCAGGAUUCGCUGCUCUCCCGCUUGAGCGACAGCAGGGUUUCGGAUCUGUCUCGCUCGGAGGAAGAUAAUCGGAUAAGUAAGAAGAACAGGAAAGAAUGGAGCAUGAGCAAGUCUCAGGUCUUACCGGGGCGACGUGCUGACACCGACGAGAUUCCUCCAGAGAAGCAGCCGAGGCCUAAAAGUCUGACGCUAGGAGACCGGAGACCCACGCUAUCACUGUUUCAUGGAGAAUCAUCCAAUUUGAGUUUACAGAACCCUCUCAGCCCUCUGCCUGCCUCACCACACACACCACGCAGCUCCAGUUACACGUGUCUCCCGAGCGAAAGUGACUUCAACACACUGGACAUCACGAGCACCCCUCCACCAAUGCCACCCAAAAAACACCCUCAUGAGAGCGAGAGCAUCUAUAACUUCACCUCCGACUUUACGCCUCCUUUACCGAUGAAAGUUGAAAACAAGCCUCCACCACCACCACCCAAAACACGCAAGUCCAUGAUUCCCACCUAUGAGAACAAUCCGCAAUGAAGACUCUCCGGUUCCCCUGAAUCCAGAAGCGGACGUCUGUGGUACCAUGUAUCAGAUGUGAAAUACACUUCUGAACGGUACUUGUUCCUCUUUUAAAAAUUCAGAGUGGAGAGAUUAUUUGUCAUGGUUAUCUGGGAUUUCUGAUUGAACCUGUUUAUAAUUCAUUUUUGGUAGCAAACAAUAUAAUUUUUUUUUAUUUGGAAAUGGACCUCUAGUGUGUAUUUAUUCAGAACUGCUGGGCAGGAACGUGACCAAAGGUAUGUUUGUUUGGUUUGUUGAAUGUUAAAAUCAGCCUCACAUCCACUGGAUUACAGCAGUUUAUCUCAACCUGCAUCUGUGCCUUAUAAAUAGCAAUAUUUAAAGCUAAUGAAGUUCUGUGCACAUAUUCACUUUGCACAAUUCUCAUAAUUGUCAAGUUGCACGUUCAUGCAAUUAAAACGUUUGUAGUUGAACUACACAGCACACUUUGCAUUACUUUUCCCCUUAAGCAAGAAAAGACUCUUGAUGCGGUUGUUUUGUUCCACUCUAGAGAGCUACAUUCGUAUAAAAAGUUCCAAACAUUUAAAAAGCUUGUGAACCAAAUUUAAUUGGAGAGAGAUGCAGUAUAAAAAUGCAAGCUUUAUGAAAUGAUUUAAAAUGCCUAGGAUUAUUUUUGUCAUGAUAGCAAAAAAACUGAUCAGUUGUGCUUGAAUUCUAUAAUGGUGCAUAUUGUGUCAACACUUAAAGGAAUAGUUGGCUCCGUAAUGAAAAUUUGCUGAAAAUAUACUCUCAUUCAGAUUAUCCACAUUGUAGAUGAGUUUGUUUCUUCAUCAGAACAGAUUUAGAGAAAUGUAACCCUGCAUCACUUGCUCACCAAUGGAUGCUCUGCAGUGAAUGGGUGCCGUCAGAAUGAGAGUCCAAACAGCUGAUAAAAACAUCACAGUAUUCCAUAAAAAUAAUCCACAGUACUCCAGUUCAUCAAUUAACUCAUUACAAAUAAAACAAAUACAUCAAGAUAUUUUUCCUCCAGUGAAAAAGUCCGUGCCCUGUUGACUUUUCACAUCAAAAUCCACCCACAUAUUUGUUUAAAACUAUUAUAGACUGUAUCAACAUCCUUGAUCUGUGCAUAUUUCUCUCCUGACUUGGCUAGAUUACUUUUUCACUGGAGAAAGCGAUAUUAUGGACUAUGGAGUUUUAGACGGAAGCUUUAAGUUAAAAAUGUGUUUCUUACAAACACAAAGAUUUUCACUUCACAGGAUGUUAACUGAUGGACUGAAGGGGUGUGGAUUAUUGUGAUGUUUUUAUCAGCUGUUUGGACUCUCAUUCUGAUGGCACCCAUUCACUGCAGAGCAUCCAUUGGUGAGCAAGUGAUGCAAUGCUACAUUUCUCCAAAUCUGUUCCCAUGAAGAAACAAACUCUUGGAUUACCUGAAGGUUAGCACAGUUUUAUCUUUUAUUCCUUUAAAUCUCACCUAGGUACAGUGUGGUACUUUAUCGAUUGGUAAAUUUAGUUUAGUGAAAAAUUCUAGGAAGGUUUUAGGGCUUGCUUGUUAAUUUACCUCAAGUCAAAAUAUCACAUUUUAGUAGUACAUGCACUGUAUUUGUAUUUGUACACUGUAUUUUUUUGCUCAUGAUGUUUUUUUUUUGUGAUUCAAAAUUCUUCUUCAUUCAUCAUGAUAGAAUGCAACUGCAACUUUGGAUGUUUUAAUUUAUUCAUUGACAUAUUGUUGAAUGACACUCCAGUUAUUACACAAAGACAUCAGAAUAGUGGGAUCAAUCUUAAAAGUUCAUUGGAUGAAAACUACACUGGGU
Molecule: messenger RNA, 7522 nt
Organism: Carassius carassius (crucian carp)
Lineage: Eukaryota; Metazoa; Chordata; Actinopteri; Cypriniformes; Cyprinidae
Product: dedicator of cytokinesis protein 5-like
Exons: 51
Coding region: 150-5732 (1860 amino acids)
Biological process (GO): small GTPase-mediated signal transduction; cell migration
Cellular component (GO): plasma membrane; cytoplasm
Molecular function (GO): guanyl-nucleotide exchange factor activity; small GTPase binding
Source: RefSeq, a predicted model, not a curated record